Molecule: messenger RNA, 1192 nt
Organism: Drosophila grimshawi
Lineage: Eukaryota; Metazoa; Arthropoda; Insecta; Diptera; Drosophilidae
Exons: 4
Coding region: 167-1072 (301 amino acids)
Source: RefSeq, a predicted model, not a curated record
UCGGUCUACAUCCGAUCGAACGAUGAUCGUCAUUGUCGAUUCUUCUUCGCUCCAGGCCGAAUGUCAUUCAUAGAACCGAAGAAAAAUUUUCACUUUUAAUCCGAUAUUUUGUGUUUGUUUUCAACCAAAGUGAGCUACGAUUAUAUCAUAUUAAAUUACAAGUUCAAUGGCAACAACUACUCCUUCCCAUUCGCAUGCAGUGCGUCCAGCAACUGCAGCAAUCACAAAAUCCGUGAUGCAUACGCCAAAAAUAACAGUUACAAACACAACAACAUCAAUAACAACCACACCAACGACGAAAACCGAACCAGUGCCAAAAUCACCAGACGACGUAACUGCAUUGAUGCCCCGGAAAAGUUUGACCUCCAUGACGGAUGACGAGAUCAUCCAAGAGAACCUCAAGGAAAUACUUGAUAUGAAAUCGCGAGAGGAACGUAAGGCCAACGGACGCCUCGUGGCCGUGAUUGUUGCCUUUCUGGUGAUCUUUAUGGCCCUGUAUCAUGCUCUGAAACGCAAACCUGCCGCGUUGUCUGGCUUCCUGGUGCCGGCUGGCAUUAUGCUCUUCUACGGCGCAUGGGUGGUUGUCCUGGCAAAGCGCGAUAAGCACAAGCGCGCCAUGUUUGAACGGCAUAUUGAGGAGGUGGCGUUGAAAAACAAGUCUGAAUUGGAGGAGAAGCACACGCGCAUAAAGCAUUCACAGAAAGGCAGCGCAUCCAGUAGUCUGCAAUAUGUCAAUGAACUAGCUUCUGGCACCGAGCAUCGGAAGAAGCAAAGGCGUCAUAGACAGCGGCAGAGGGAGCAUGAAUUGAAGCCCGAUGGAUUGGGCCUGACGGCUGACGUUAAAGUACACCGUUUGGGCACCAAGAGACCGAGCUUCAGACAAAAGCUCUUUGGUCAAACAAUUGGCCAUGUUAAGCUAUUGGAGAUGCAGUGCGACAGCGUGGAUACGGAUACGGAUACGAAUGCGCCAAAACCUUCAACAGUAGUUGAAUUAAGCGAGAAGAGAAAACGGAUGCAACGUUUUGAGACAUUACCUACACCACAAUUAAAGCACAUGAGCUCGGCGCCAUAGGCGUUAAGUGGGGGCUGAAGUUAAUAAAUGUACUGUAAACGUGUAUGAAUGCUCUAGUCGAGCACUAUAUCAAAGAGUGUAAAUAAACAAGAAACAACGUUUGAACUGGUUUUCAGAAAA